CUUAUUGUAGAAAAGUAUGUUUUGUUGGGUUGGAUGACAAAUUUGAAAAAGAAGAAUUAUUGAGUGGCGAAAGAGUGGUAGUUGAAAUAAUUGACAAAGCAUUGCCAAUGAUUGGAGAAAGAAAAUAUAAUCUUGGAAGACUGGUAGAAGGUACAUGGGUAAUAAGCAUGAUGGAAAUAAACACUGACGUAGACAUUUCUAAAAUGCAACAAGAUAUUGCUUAGAAUCUUUGGAAAAUGUGGAAGAAGAUAAAGAUUGAUGGAAAAGAGUUUUUAUUGAAACAUAUCACUGUGGGAUCAGCACAUAAAAUAUAUGUUACGGAUUUGGUACAGUUAUGGUAUGAGGAUUUACAAGGAGAACAGUUGUUAUGCAGAUGCAAAGAACUAAACAAAUUUCUUGAAGCCAGUGACGAUGUGUUCCACGGUGACAUACUCUCACUGUUAGAAAGUGAGGCUGAUGAUAUUAUCAGAAGUUUCACCACUGUAGAUGACAGCAAAACUCUGAUGUUACAGACAAAUUUGGAAGGUCCCAAAUUCAGAAUAAAGUUUUUUCUGAAGCCAGGAAGUCAUAGUGAAUUUUACGAGGAGGUGACCCGACCUCUGCUAACUGUAGUUGCUGAGAUGGAGAGACGGCAUCACCUUCUGGUCGAGGCUAUCAAGGGCAAGGACCUGGAAAUACUGGAGUAUAAGCUGGAAGGAGGACAGAUAUCACGCAAAGCCGUUGAGACUACGCCAUUUGACUUGAAUGCAUUUUCUACAAAGUGCGCAGAAGAUGUUAGCACUACUAAGUCUGUUGUCGUUUCUCAUCCUUCCCAAACGUUUACACCUUUCACGCAAGAUUUGAUUGAGAAAAUUUCAGCUGCUCCAGUAUUACCUUCAAAAACAUUAUCAUUCAGAGAAGAAAAAGUAACUGUUAAGAAGACGUCAACAAUAAAGUUAAAAUCUCCCUCCAAGAAUAAAAAACCCAAGAUGUACGAUGAUGAUGAUGAAGAUGAAGACUGUGGUAUGAACAAUGAAACAAAACAGGAGCAAAAUCAGACAGAAGUAAAGCAAGAAGAUCAGACCAAACAAAGAAAAUCAAAAGAAAACCGAAGAGUAAAAAAAGUGUUAACAAAUUUGUGAUUUUUUUAAACUUUCUCAAUUCUACUGAAUUUGGUUUACAUACUGUAAUAAUUAGUGAUAUAAUAAUUGCAAUAAAGUUUUUUACUAUUUAUAAAUUGUUCCAAAA
Homalodisca vitripennis (glassy-winged sharpshooter) is the source of this 1227-nucleotide messenger RNA. Its product is annotated as non-homologous end-joining factor 1-like. The coding region runs from base 237 to 1121 and encodes 294 amino acids. Lineage: Eukaryota; Metazoa; Arthropoda; Insecta; Hemiptera; Cicadellidae. The record is from RefSeq and is a predicted model, not a curated record. Gene Ontology annotation, molecular function: DNA end binding. Gene Ontology annotation, cellular component: nucleus; DNA ligase IV complex. Gene Ontology annotation, biological process: double-strand break repair via nonhomologous end joining. The transcript has 7 exons.